UUUAGACUUUAGAAACAAAAUAUUGCAAAGUAACAAAAAAAAAAAAUAACAAUGGCAUAAAUAAACACGUAUCAACACACAAAAGAAUAAAAUUAAAGUUUUUAAAGUAUUAUUAUUUGUACUGUUUACUGUGAAUGAUCAAACUUUGUUUAUUAUUAUUUUUCAUUUAUUGAAUUAUUCACAAAUGUUUAUUUUAAAAAACUCUAUUAAUUUUGUGACAAAUUGUGAAAUAAAUAUAGAACAAUUAUUUUAGAUACAUUUAAUUAAUUGAUUAAAAUAUAUAUUGAAGGUGAAUAAAAAAUUGUCAUGUUAAACAAAGGAAAAUUAAGAGAUAAUUCAGAAAAAUCAAAUGAUGAUGAAGAUAAUGAUGAUGUAGUACCAGUUGAUGAUGACAAUAAAAUAGAAGAAGCAUCAAAUGAUUCACCAAAAUAUCGAAAUAGUCCACCAAGAUUAACACAAAGUAAUGAUGUUGCUUGGGAUUGGCACAGUCCAGGUAUUGAUAGAACAAAUACUUCAAAACAAGGACAAACAUUUGGAACACCAAAAAGUACAAAAUUAUCUCGUAAUAAACGUAAUUCAAAUUCACCAUUAUUAUAUAAACCAAUUAAAAGAGUACUAAUUAAAAAAGAUCCUUCAAAUGGAGUUAAAUUAUUCAAAGCUGAACUUCAAGCUUUGUCAAAUCAAUUAGAUUCUCACAAUUCUGGUCAAUCUAAAAGUGAAUCAACUGAAAAUGUUGAUCCAGCUAAAGAUGAAAUUAUUGAUAAUAUAGAUAUAAGUGAAUUUAAUAAUGAAAUUGAUUUACAUGAAAAUAAGACUAACGAGAAUAUUGGUGUUGAUGAUAAAAAUAAAUUAAAUAAUAAUAAAAAAGAUGAUGAAAAUAAAAGCUGUUUAAAUAAAAGUUUUGAUCAACUAUUAAAUGAUUCAAUUGAUGAUGAAUUUAUGGUACAAUGCAGUCAAGAAGUUGAAAAUAAAUUGAAAUUUGAAGAAAAAACAUCAAAUAAACAUGAUGUAUUUACAAAUUCAUCAAGUACCAAUAAAAAUACAGCAAGUACUUUUACAUCUGAUUCAAAGAAGAAUGAAAAAAUUAAAGAUGCCAAUGUCGUGCCAUUGUUAUCGUCAAAUUCACAAAAUCGUAAGAAUCAUGUAACACAGUCAAGUGUUGUAUCAACCGUACUAAAACCAACAACCAAUAUUAAUCUGGUAACAAAAGAAAAAUCAUUUCCAGUUCAAAAAACAUAUGGUACAACAAAAACUACUGUUGUAAUACCAGCUAAAUCAUCAUCAAACUAUCCACAAAUACCAAAGUCUAAACCUUCAUCAUCAACAUAUCCAAAACCUACUAAUAUUAAAAGUUCAAACAAUUUUUCUUCUAGUACAAAUAAUACAAUACCAAAAGUCAGCUCAAUAAAUUUACCAAAACCAUCAACAGCAUUGCCUGUUGUUGAAACAUUUGAAAUACUUGAUGAUGAUGAUGAUUUAUUUAAUGAUGUUGAAUUGUCAAGUGAUGUAUUAGACACUCAAUUAAAUUAUAAUUCUAAAAAUAAUCAAUCAACAUUAAAUAAAUUACCUUCUAAUCAAGCUCAGAAAGCAUCAGUAUCAACUUGGGAACCAAAUAAAAAACCUACGACAUCUGGAGGACAUGGAAGCUUUCAACCGAAAUUUUUUAGAUCAAAAAGUACAUCAGAUUCAAAUGUUGAUAAAAAUAAUUCAAAAGUAACACCUGUUUCAUCUUCAUCAACAAUUAAAACAAGUAAUAAUACAAAAAAUUUAGGAGAAAGUAGUAAAACAUCAAAGCUGAGAUCCGUAAGUAAUGAUAAUUUGGCUAUUUCCAAUACUGGUUCAAAUAGUUUAAACAGGGGAUUUAAUAAUGGAAAGACAUGCGAUUCUGACAGAUUAAAAGUAAAAAAAGAUGGUGAUAACAAGUCGUCGUCUGGCAUGCAGUGCACGACAGAACAAAUUGAGAAGAAACGAUUAGAAGCUCAAAUGAGACGAGCAGCAAAGAUGAAAAAUAAUAAUAAUAAUAAUUAUAAAAAAUAAUCAUAAUUUCAAAGAUAAAUAUUAUUCUGUUAACAGAACUUUAUUUUUAUAUAAAUUAUCCAUUGUACCAUUUUUGUAUCAUACUACUUAGGUUUGUUUUUUUUUCUUUCUUAUUUUAAUUAAUUAUUGUAAACUAUUUGAAUAAGUUCAUGGCUAACAGUAUCAAUACAAAUAUCCAUGUCAAAUAAAUAAUAAAUUAAUGUUUCUUAUGUA
Messenger RNA from Aphidius gifuensis, 2250 nucleotides. Its product is annotated as probable serine/threonine-protein kinase DDB_G0276461. The record is from RefSeq and is a predicted model, not a curated record. Lineage: Eukaryota; Metazoa; Arthropoda; Insecta; Hymenoptera; Braconidae. The transcript is spliced from 2 exons. The coding region runs from base 307 to 2037 and encodes 576 amino acids.